AGCAUUUCGUUAGGAGUGCGUAUAAUUAUGCUGCAACCUAACCAUGGUUAGCAUUGUUAGUUAGGGCCGUAGAGUGUAUAUCGCUCUAAUUAAAACAACUGUCAUGAUUUGUAAGCAAUAAAGAAAGGAUUCGCUAUUAAAGAUUGAAAUGAGAUUUGAUUUGGGCAGCAGAAAAAAGACACAACUCCUUGAUAAAAUUACACAUACAUAAACAAUUUGUAAUAAUAUAUAAGUUUUUGGUGUGGAAAUCCACAAUAGUCGGAAAUAGACAGAGAACGUUUCAACACCAUUUUUCCCGGGCAAAAGCUAACUAACUAACUAACUAACUAACUCUUUGUUCUCGUUUCUGUCACCUUUUUGUUGUUGUUGUUGUUACGUCCCCCCCCUCUUUCUUUGGGUUCAUAGGAUUUCUAGUUUUCGGGACAAAGUUCUUUUAUUUUUCAAGAAUGCCAAGAUGCUCGAUUGAGGUUGAGCAUCCAGACAACGAAGAAGAAAAUUAACAAAAUCUUCGAGCUUUUCUUCUCUUUUUUUUUUUGGUUUUUUUCCCCUGAAAUUAUUAACCAAUAAUCUUCGAGUAGAGAAAAUGAGCGCUUCAAGAUUUGUAAAGUGUGUGACGGUUGGUGAUGGAGCUGUCGGAAAAACAUGUUUGUUGAUUUCUUACACUAGCAACACUUUCCCUACGGAUUAUGUGCCCACCGUUUUCGAUAAUUUCAGUGCAAAUGUGGUGGUUAAUGGAGCCACCGUCAAUCUUGGAUUGUGGGAUACUGCAGGUUCUUUUCAUAUAAACUUUUCUUUCUUUUUUUUUUCCUGUGCUUUUGAAUCUCAGAUUUUGAAAAUGUGGGUAUUAAUGAUUAAAACAGGGCAAGAGGAUUACAACAGAUUAAGACCACUAAGCUACCGUGGAGCAGACGUUUUCAUAUUGGCCUUCUCUCUUAUCAGUAAAGCCAGUUAUGAAAACGUCUCCAAAAAGUGGAUCCCGGAGUUGAAACAUUACGCACCUGGUGUCCCCAUUAUCCUUGUUGGAUCAAAGCUUGAUCUUCGAGAUGAUAAGCAGUUCUUCAUCGACCAUCCUGGUGCUGUCCCAAUCUCUACUGCUCAGGGAGAGGAGCUGAAGAAGCUAAUAGAAGCACCUUUUUACAUCGAAUGCAGUUCCAAAUCUCAAGAGAAUGUGAAGGCAGUGUUUGACGCGGCCAUACGAGUGGUGUUGCAACCUCCUAAGCAGAAGAAGAAAAAGAGCAAAGCGCAGAAGGCAUGCUCCAUCCUAUGAAGAUGAUUUGGAAAACUCUGCAUUUUAUUUGUGGUUUUGGUAUAUUAUAAUCUUCUAAGUUAACGCUCCAUCAAUGUGUUAAUGGACAAACACCCAAGUUUGGUUUUGGUCUUUUUCAUGUUCUUAAUACUAAUGGAGUUUCGAACCUAACAUCUUUUGCUUCUGCAAUUCACUCAUAUGCACAAUUAGCACAAGAACCAUGUUAUCAAUCAGUUUCAAUUCCCAACACAACUAUUUAUCAAUACGGUGCACAUCUCUCGAAUUAGGAAACAAGACUGGUUUAUUAUCUUAGUCAUAGCUUUGCCUGUUUCCAUGGUUCUGAUCCUCAGUAUGAUCCAAACUUUUAUGUUUGCUUUCCAAGGAACAACUUUUAAAGUUUUCCAUCUUUUUUGGCUCAACCUCUCAAAGUAAUAAAACCAUAGUCCACAGGAUAAGAUCCUCUUAUGGGCACAUGACAGAUCGCUGAGAUUCAAUUAACACCACCUCAAAUUUGCUUCUUCUAGAUUUGCAAAGUUUCAAGGUUCGUGAAAUUAUCGUAUUAUUUGGUUAAACAAAACUAAAGAGGCAAUUUCUCAAGUCCCACAUCGGUAAGCUAAAGAAAGUUAGUCAUAACCUUAGCGCUAUAAAAUAGAAGUCGAGCCCUCCUUAGAAAUCAUACCUUUUUCGGCCUUUUGGCUAAGAUUAAGUGUAGUGUUUGUUCUUAUCAGUUUAAUAUCUGAUAUGUUGGCCACACGCCUUCUUCAUAUUAACUCUAUUUUUUAAGAGAGAAAGUCUGUCAUGAUAGCUUGCUAUCUAGGCUUCUAUAAGUCACCCAUGUGUUUCAUUGCUGCAAGGAUCUGGCUCAACCCACCAGAGCAAUAGUUCAACUCUUUAACUUAGUCUUUAUUACUUGUUGUU
Molecule: messenger RNA, 2164 nt
Organism: Brassica napus (rape)
Lineage: Eukaryota; Viridiplantae; Streptophyta; Magnoliopsida; Brassicales; Brassicaceae
Product: rac-like GTP-binding protein RHO1
Exons: 5
Coding region: 584-1267 (227 amino acids)
Biological process (GO): small GTPase-mediated signal transduction; actin filament organization; regulation of actin cytoskeleton organization
Cellular component (GO): cell projection; cell cortex; plasma membrane
Molecular function (GO): GTP binding; protein kinase binding; GTPase activity
Source: RefSeq, a predicted model, not a curated record